AUGGGAUACGAAAAUUUCAAUCAUCAACCUAACUUUAAACCAAUUGAUCAUCUUUAUGAAGGUCGAUUACGUCAAUUUACUGACACUGGUGGCCAAUACCCCAGCUUAAAUUUACCCAAAUUCUAUGAUAUAAAUAGAACUGAAAUUGGUAAUUUACAAACUUGGAAAGUUCCCGAUGAUGAAGAAGGAAGAACUCAAAGACCUUUGUUUCGUGAUAUCAAGUUUGAUGAAGUAUCUUGGGAACAUAUUGGAUUAGGAUACAAUUUUGGACCAAGUUGGAAGACAUUUUGGGUCAAGUUUCACUUGGAUAUUCCUGAAGAUUGGCUCAAAUACGAAGGAUUGGAAAUUGAAUGGGAUUCAAGUUCAGAAGCAUUGAUUUAUGAUGCUAAUGGUCGUCCUUUACAAGCUUUUACUGGAGGUGAUCGUAACUUGUUUGAAAUUCCUGAUAAGUUUAGAAAAACAGGAAGACAAUUGUUUUACAUUGAAGUUGCAUGUAAUGGAAUGUUUGGUAAUGGUGCUGAUGGGGAGCCAAACCCAAACAGAUAUUUCCGUUUAAACAAAGCUCAUUUGGUGGUUCCUAAUUUGGAAGCUAGAAGACUCUUUUGGGAUUUCUGGAUUUUGGGUGAUGCAGCAAGAGAAUUUCCUGGAGGAUGGCAAAAGUAUCAAGCAGCUGAUAUUUGUACCAAGAUUAUGAACACAUUUGAUCCUGAAAAUGUCGACUCUAUCAAAGAUUGUCGUAAAUUGGCUACAAAAUUACUCAGUGACAAAAUCAACUCAGAAGAAGUGUUUAACGAAUAUCCAAAUAAGACUAAACGCAUUGAUGUAUUUGGCGUGGGUAACUGUCACAUUGAUACUGCUUGGGAAUGGCCAUUUGCUGAAACAAAGAGGAAAAUUGUUCGUUCUUGGACUACUCAAUUGAAAAUUGCAGACAAGUAUCCUGAAUAUGUGUUUGUAGCAUCGCAAAUGCAACAAUUCAAAUGGUUGAAGCAAUCGUAUCCUGAAAUCAUUGAUGAUAUUAAAGAAAAGUUCAAGAGGAACCAAUUUAUCCCUCUUGGUGGAUCGUGGGUUGAAAAUGAUACCAAUUUACCCAAUGGUGAGUCUUUACUUAGACAGUUUAUCUUGGGACAAAGAUUCACUCAAGCUGAAUUUGGAUUCCGUUCCAACAUUUUUUGGUUACCAGAUACUUUCGGCUAUAGUUCGCAAAUUCCGCAAAUUUGUCAAUUGUCUGGUAUUGAUCGUUUCUUGACUCAAAAAUUGUCAUGGAACAAUAUAAACACGUUCCCGCUUACUACUUUUAAUUGGAAAGGUAUUAACGGAUCACAGGUUUUGGUUCAUAUGCCUCCAGAUAAUACGUAUACUGCUGCUGCAAACUUUGGUGAUGUUCUGAGAUCACAACACCAACAUAAGAAUUUAAGAGAUGUACCAACAGGUUUGUUACUUUAUGGAUUUGGUGACGGUGGCGGUGGUCCAACACCAGAAAUGAUUGAAAAAUUGAGACGUUGUAGAGGUUUGAGCAACGAAGUUGGUUUACUUCCAUCAGUUGCAUUGGAUGUGUCCAUUGAGGAUUUCUAUGACCACUUGUUAGAAAAGUCUGACAAUGGACUGACCUUGCCAACUUGGACGGGUGAAAUUUAUCUUGAGUUCCAUCGUGGUACUUACACUGUACAAGCACAGAUAAAGAGACUCAUGAGACAAGGUGAAAUUAAAUUGCACGACUUGGAGUUGGUGGCUGGCUUGGUUAGUCUCAAGAACAAGGAUUAUCAUUAUCCAACUAAACAGAUUAACGAUUUGUGGGAGGACCUUUGCUUGUGUCAAUUCCAUGAUGUCUUACCUGGUAGUUGUAUUGGAAUGGUUUACUAUGAGGAAGUUUUCCCGAUGUUGACAAGUUUAUUGGAAAAAGCUGACAAGUUAAUCUUUAAAGCAUUUGAAGCUUCAGGUAAACCAAAACGUAAUACAGUGGUCAACACUUUACCAUGGGAUAGACAUAAUGAAAUUGUUGAGCUUAGUGAAGACGAGUCGCCAGAUUUAUACAAGGCAUUCAAAAAAGAUGGACGUGUUACCAAAGAUGGUAAGCUUCAAGUUUCGGUUGACUAUGUUGGAGGAGAAACUAAGGUGAACAAGAAGGUAAAAUAUCCUGCCAGUGUCAAGUCUGAUGACGAUGGAUACGUUUUGUCCAAUGGAUUAUUGGUUGCAAAGAUUUCAUCAAAUGGUAUCAUCACUUCUCUUUAUGAUACAGUUGCUGAAAGAGAAAUUAUUGACACUACAGCAACCACACAGACGAAACAAGGAAAUGAGGCUGUUGGAGGUAAUCAAUAUUUGUUGUUUGAUGAUGAACCCCUCAAUUUCCCUGCUUGGGAUACUGAAUUGUACUCAUUGGAAAAAUUCAAGUUAUUGGAUAAUGCCAAAAGUAAGAUUUUGUCUGAUGAUGCGUUAGAGUCUUCUAUUGUUGUUAUUCAUGAAAUUUCACCAAACUCAUCUAUUGAAACUGUUAUUUCAUUAGCUGGUAUAAAUGAUGAACACAGUGUCAAUAAUUAUGUGAAAUUCUCAUCAACUGUGCAAUGGCAUGAGACUUAUAAGUUCUUGAAAGUUCAAUUCCCAACUACAGUCAAUACAUCCUUAGAUGCAAGCUAUGAGACUCAAUUUGGAAUCACCAAGAGACCAACUCAUUACAAUACCUCAUGGGAUGUGGCCAAAUUUGAAGUUUGUCAUCACAAAUUUAUGGACUUAAGUGAGUACAAUUACGGUGUAUCCAUUUUGAACAAUAGCAAAUAUGGUGGAUCGAUUCAUGGUAAUUUAAUCAGAUUGUCCUUACUCAGAAGUGCAAAAGCACCCGAUAAUAAAGCAGAUAUGGGUGAGCAUAAGUUUGAGUAUGCUAUUUACCCACAUACGGGGCCUUUAGGUGUCAACACCGUCAAAGCAGGUUACAAUUUCAAUUACAAGUUGAUUCCGAAGACUAUGGAUGCAUCGUAUUUGCAUGCUAUUAGAUUAAACACUGAUAAAAAGUCUUCCUUGAUUUUAUCUCACAUUAAACGUGGAGAGGAUGAUGUUGAUGUGAGUCAAUAUAGCGAAUUGUCAAAGAAUGAAAAGUCAAUUGUUGUGAGAAUCUAUGAGUCUUUGGGUGGUGUUGGUAAAGGUGAGUUGGUUAUUGAUGAAAAACAUUUCAAGGUCGACAAAGUCAUCAAAACCAAUGGGUUGGAAAAUGAGACGUUUGAAGAGUUGGAAGUAAAGAAAGGUAUUGUUGGUAUCAAGUUGAAUGGAUUUGAAAUUGGUACCUAUAAAAUAUUGUUAAAGUAA
Molecule: messenger RNA, 3294 nt
Organism: Lodderomyces orthopsilosis Co 90-125
Lineage: Eukaryota; Fungi; Ascomycota; Pichiomycetes; Serinales; Debaryomycetaceae
Gene: AMS1
Product: alpha-mannosidase
Exons: 1
Coding region: 1-3294 (1097 amino acids)
Biological process (GO): mannose metabolic process; oligosaccharide catabolic process
Cellular component (GO): fungal-type vacuole membrane
Molecular function (GO): carbohydrate binding; alpha-mannosidase activity
Source: RefSeq, a predicted model, not a curated record